AUGACCCUUGUUCAUGCCCGUGGUAUUCAACUGGUAACUGGUCGCUUAGGUUGCUCCCUUGAGGGCGCUGGCAAGCGCCGGAUAUUUGCUAUUUCCAACUACAUGAAUCAGCGAUUGCUUAAGCCUGUCCACCAAGGGUUUGCGGAGGCAGGGACGCCCAUAGUUCCCUGCUCUAACUCCUCAGAUUUCCCUUUGCUUUCUUUAUUACUUAUCGCACGUGCCCAGUCUCAACGUCACUUCCCAAACCUAAACCGCCUUUCCCAGAUCUAUGAAAGUAAAGAAAGUGUUGGGACCGAGGGCCAGCUUGGAUUGGGCAUGCUUUCUUAUGCUACUACUACACAUCCUAUGACUCUUCCUUCCUUUCGGAAAGCUCAGUCCUCGAGGGAGGAUCGGAGAAUAAACUCUUUACGUUAG
Molecule: messenger RNA, 414 nt
Organism: Vicia faba (fava bean)
Lineage: Eukaryota; Viridiplantae; Streptophyta; Magnoliopsida; Fabales; Fabaceae
Source: the annotation of a GenBank genome assembly